GACUACUGCGUGUCGGCGCGGUCACGUGUGUUUUGGAAACUUCGCACGGAUGUAAGGGAGCUGGAGCCUCGCGGUUGAUUUCAAAUGCGAUUUUCAAACAAAACACGUUUAACACUGCAACUCGCUGUUUGUAUACGUGUUGAUGAAAUCCUCCCCUGGUCACAUUAGUUAUUUUAUGUCACACUUGUUGUCUCUGGAUGUUAGCCUUUCUUUAGCUAACAUUAGCUCGUACCAGCGCUGCGGACAGGCGGGUCUCGCGUGCGCACGAGGAGUACGCCGGUGUGUCAGCGGCAGCCUCGUUCGACUUUAAAUCGUUUAGGUUGAGAAGUAUUGUUCGAAAUGGUGUUUUUCACCUGCAACGCGUGCGGCGAAUCCUUGAAGAAAGCUCAGGUCGAUAAACAUGUGAACAUGUGUCGGGGCUGCCAGGUGCUGUCCUGCAUCGACUGUGGAAAAGACUUCUGGGGCGACGACUACAAGAACCACAUGAAAUGCAUCAGUGAAGAUCAGAAGUAUGGAGGAAAAGGCUUCGAGGCCAAGGCAAACAAAGGGGAUGUGAAACAGCAGCAGUGGAUCCAGAGAGUCAACGAGGCCAUGAACAAACCCGGGGUCAGUGCGAAGCUAAAGGACGUGCUCUCACAAGUCAGUAUGUAUGAUAAUGUCCCAAGAAAGAGGGCCAAGUUUCAGAACUGGAUGAGAAACAGUCUGAAAAUAGCGAAUCCCAGCCUUCACGACGAAGUGUGGAACAUCCUCGCUGCGGCCGACGCUGCUGUGGAGGCCCCCCAACAGACUAAAAAAGACGAACAGGCAGCGGCUGAAGUCAAAGUGCAUAUCAAUGGAAAUGAAAAUCAGAAUGGCCAGCCAAACGUUGAGGAGAAGAAGAAGCUGAACAAAAGGGAGCGCAAAGAGGCCCGUCAGCAGAAGAGCAGGAAAGAUGCAGGAAAAACAGAAGUGAAGGAGCGAGAGGAAGACCAGACGGGCAAAAAGAAAAAAAAGGACAGAAAGAGAAAGCACAGCAGUGACGAGGAGGGAGAUGAAGAGCCGAAUGGGCACAGUGCUGAAAAUGAGACAUCCAGCAAGAAAAAGAAAAUUGUUGAAACAGCAGAUGCUGAUAUAGACGUAUCAGAGGAGACUGAGGAUCAAACCGCUUCCAAAGGCAAAUUCAACUGGAAGGGGAAUAUUAAGGCAGUACUGAAAGACUCACCCGACCAGGAACUGUCAGUGAAGAAACUACGGAAGAAGGUCUUGGCAGCCUACUACUCUUUCACCGGUGAUAGAAAUUUCAAAACAGAAGAGGAUGUGUUCGCACUAUUCAACAAGAAGAUCAAUAAAAAUCCCAAAUUCAGAGUUUUGAAAGACAAAGUAAGACUUGUAAACUAGAUGUGUUUAUCUCACUCCUCUGGCAUGAAAUGUAUAUUGUUCAUAGACUUUUACAAUUUAAAGGCCCUUGUCCGUCAUCCUCCCCCUGGAUGUUUUUAUACAGGUGGCAUAAUCUUGAAGAUUAAACCAUUUUAUAACUGAA
Messenger RNA from Scophthalmus maximus (turbot), 1519 nucleotides. It is a transcript of the gene lyar, whose product is annotated as Ly1 antibody reactive homolog (mouse). Gene Ontology annotation, molecular function: DNA binding. The coding region runs from base 340 to 1377 and encodes 345 amino acids. Gene Ontology annotation, biological process: rRNA processing; negative regulation of transcription by RNA polymerase II. The transcript is spliced from 8 exons. Gene Ontology annotation, cellular component: nucleolus. NCBI's taxonomy places the organism in Eukaryota, Metazoa, Chordata, Actinopteri, Pleuronectiformes, Scophthalmidae. The record is from RefSeq and is a predicted model, not a curated record.